UUGUUUCCGGUUCCGGGUCAUUACAAUCCUUCACAAACAGGUGAAAUGUUGACCCGACUGUCGCGGUUCGGGCCCGCUUUGCCCCGGUUACUCUCAAAUCCACCGGCCCGGUUCAUCUCCCAGUCAAAACCGACCGGUGCUGCUGGUUCAACCGCCGUGACGGAGCUCCACCCAGCCGCGGAGAAGACUGGACACAGUGAGGUCAGCCCGUAUGUCAAGAAUCCAGAUUACCAUGGCUUCUCCAGUGACCCUGUGGUGGAUGAGUGGAACAUGAGGGUGGGCUUCUUCUUCGGCAUCUCAGUGGCUCUCGUUAUUGGGGGAACGUUUAUCCACUAUUUACCAGACCACGGCAUGCGGCAGUGGGCCAGAAGGGAGGCAGAGCGUGUGGUCCAGCAGAGAGAGAAGGAGGGUCUUCCUCUCAUAGACCAGAACUAUUACGACCCACACAAGAUCGUUCUGACCACAGAUGGAGAGGAGUAGGAUGUCCAACAUCCACCUGCUCUAUUUCAUGAUUAAUGUAUUUCACUAUGACAGAAUAAAUGAUGUACUUGUUGAAUUGA
Anarrhichthys ocellatus (wolf-eel) is the source of this 560-nucleotide messenger RNA. RefSeq names its product NADH:ubiquinone oxidoreductase subunit B11 (gene ndufb11). Gene Ontology annotation, cellular component: respiratory chain complex I. The transcript has 3 exons. Bases 46 to 480 code for a protein of 144 amino acids. The record is from RefSeq and is a predicted model, not a curated record. Lineage: Eukaryota; Metazoa; Chordata; Actinopteri; Perciformes; Anarhichadidae.